AUGCAUUCAUUCACAUCUACUUCAUCAGAUCAACACGGAGAACCUUAUUCUUCUUCAGUGUUUUUCAUAUGUUUCAGUAAAUAUCGGUUGCAUCGAUUGGUUGAAUACAAUCCGAAUUCUCUUGGUGUCUCAAUUCUUAAGCCAUUAUUAGGUGUAGACAAGCAUCUGAAACUUAAUUUACAGUCAUUUUUUACUAUGAAGUUUCCUAAGUUCGAAUUAUUAUUUUGUGUAAAGGAGAGACAUGACCCGGCUGUGAGUAUCGUUAAGCAGCUCAUGGAUAAAUAUCCAUUAAUAUCGUUUUCAUUUAUAGGUGGUGAAGAUGUUGGUUUGAAUCCGAAAAUCAACAAUUUGAUGCCAGCGUAUCGGAAUGCUAAGUAUCCGCUAGUUAUGAUAAGCGAUGCAUCCAUUACUAUGCGCGCUGACUCACUAAUGGACAUGGUGAACGCAAUGGAAGACAAUGUGGCAUUGGUGACGCAGGUGCCAUAUUGCAAGGACCGUGAAGGAUUUGCAGGAGCACUAGAACAGAUUUACUUUGGUACAAGUCAUGGUCGAAUAUAUCUUGCUGGUAAUUGUAUGCAAUUUGUCUGCUCGACGGGAAUGUCGUCGCUAAUGAGAAAGUUUGUGCUGGACGAUUGCGGAGGAUUGGCUGCAUUUGGCGACGUCCUAGCUGAAGACUAUUUCAUAGGAUUAGAGUUCAGUCGUGGUUGGUUGUCAGCGAUAUCUACUCAUCCAGCUCUACAGAAUGGUGCAGAGCCAUCGGUGGUGAAGUUUCAUGCGAGAAUCAGCCGAUGGAUGCAACUACGCAUUGCAAUGCUGCCGCAUAUGAUGCUUGUCGAACCUCUACAGGAUUGCUUCAUAUCUGGUCUGAUCGGUUGUUUCUCUGCUAAUCACCUAUUUGGGGUUAGCGCUACUAUUUACUAUGUGUUGCACUGUACUGCGUGGUUGUUGUGCGACUACGCGUUGAAUCGGUCUAUACAGAAUGGCCAACUACCAUAUCGCCUCUCGAGAUUCAUUCUGGCUUGGGCUCUUCGCGAGAUUUUGGCGCCCAUUAUCUACAUAAGAGCGAUUAUGACGCCCUGUAUACAAUGGCGAAAUGGCCGCUUUCGGUUACAUUGGGGUGGCAAGAUUAAGUCGUCCUAG
This is a messenger RNA of Angiostrongylus costaricensis, 1140 nucleotides long. The record is from the annotation of a GenBank genome assembly. NCBI's taxonomy places the organism in Eukaryota, Metazoa, Nematoda, Chromadorea, Rhabditida, Metastrongylidae.